Molecule: messenger RNA, 3198 nt
Organism: Cylindrotheca closterium
Lineage: Eukaryota; Bacillariophyta; Bacillariophyceae; Bacillariales; Bacillariaceae
Source: the annotation of a GenBank genome assembly
AUGGUGAGGAUACGAGAAGGCAGAGAGUUUUACGAUGAUUUGUACGAAACACCAGAUGAAGAUUAUGAUGAUGAAGAAGAUGAAUUGAAGAAAUUGACCUUUCCUGAUCAAAUGGUCGGAAGAUCGAAAGAACUUGAACAGCUGCAUCAACUAUACGAGAAAUUUUGUGGAGAGAAGAAGAGGGAAUCAGAAAAGCUUCCACUUCUUAUGAUAUCUGGUUGGUCAGGGGCAGGAAAGUCGGCGUUGGUCUCUGGUUUUCGCAAAGAGCUGGAACACAAGCAACUGAAACGAAAGCCACUUUUUCUAUAUGGGAAGUAUGACCAAAAUUUACCUGGUCAGGAAUCUUCUACGCUUGCUGCUAUCCUGGAAGCGUUCGUAAUUUUUUCCAAAAACCUCGAACAAGAAGAAGACCUGGAAGAAAAGACGAGUAUCCUAGCAUCCCUGAGGGCUGGAAUGCAUGACGACAUUGAAACCAUUGAGCCGCUACUACCUCGCUUGGCGAAACUUCUGAGAGAAGACACCGACCCCGCAUCAGUGCCAUGUGCUGGAUUCACAUGGGACCGCUUGCAGUAUCUUUUCAAAUCGUUGUUUAGAUCUCUUUGCAGUGGAGGGCGCCCAUUAAUUUUGUAUUUGGAUGACUUGCAGUGGGCUGAUCAGAACUCAUUAGAACUGAUCGAAAUCCUGCUGAAGGACCAAAGCCUCAAAAACUUUAUGAUACUCUCAUGCGUCCGAUCCAGUUCAAUAGCAGACGGUGGACUCAACAAAUGGCUUUCGCUACUAGAUGAGGACAGAAUAGAAAAGAUGGAGCUCAAGAGCUUAUCUUUGGAAGAAACUGGCCUUUUCAUUUCAGAGACUCUGGAGCUGAAGCCAGAAGAAACGUCAUCGCUUACAAUGGCGGUCUAUAACAAGACGAGAGGAAAUAUAUUCUCAACGAUACAGGCACUGGAGGAGUUGUAUCGGAAAGAGAUUAUUCAAUUCUCUGUGAUUUCAUUUAAUUGGGAAUGGAACGUCAAGGCCGUUGAACGACUGCAAGCACUUCUCUCUGAUGACGUGCUCGAAGCUCUGAUUUCUAAAGUUGAAACAUUGCCACAGCGGUUGCAAAUGAUUCUCGCCAUUGCUGCCUACACUCGAUACGUAUUUGAGAUUGACAUGCUCGAAUAUAUCAUCCGUUGCGACGAGUGUUGCAAAGUCGAUUCUCGAGACGAACUCACAGCGCUGCUCAAAAAGGCUGUUUUGGAAGGAGCCCUUACCCAGUCAGUUGGAAGCCCACGGUAUCGAUUUACUCAUGACAAAAUUCGACAGGCAUUGCAAUCUGUCGUUUCAUCUAAGUAUCCACAGCUGAUACCGACCAUUGGAAAACUACUUUAUGAGUUUGCAAAAGAGAAGAGAGGAAGUGACUGGAUGUAUUUUGCAGCUUCAAAUUAUAUCCAUCCGUCUGCUGAAUCGGAAGAUCCCGCCUUUCUUGCAGAACUGUUCUUGGAGAGUGGCCAGAGAGCAGUUCGUCUCGCUGCUUUUGCUCCAGCAAGCAAGUUUCUGAAACAAGGACUAGAGGCAUUGGGACGAAUGGAGACACCCUGGGUUACUUCCUACCAUUUGACGCUGAACCUUCACAACUUACUAGCUGAUACUGAAUUCAACCUUGGUAACUUAGAUUCCGGCAAGGAAAUCUGCGAUAUCAUUGUCGAGAAUGCUUCAAGCUUACUGGAUAAGCUGCAUGCCUAUCAUUCUUAUGUCAUGGCGUUAGCAAAGAAUUUGGAGUUGGAGAAAAGCAAGCAGGUCGUCUGUCAUGUUCUCGAGCUACUGGGCGAGCGCCCAACGCGACUGAAAGGAGCUGCUCGCUUUUUGAAACUUCGCAAAGUAAAGACAUAUUUCAAGAAACAUUCGAAUGAAGACUUGUUGAAUCUUCCAGCAAUGACCGACGAAAGAUUGGUUUGGUCAAUGAAAUUAUACAUGAAUCUUGCAACGCGUGCAUUUCAAACGAAUGACAAGAACUUCAGCCUUCAGCUAUCUCUAAAGAUGAUUAUGUUGACUGAAGCAAAUGGGCUUUGUGGCGCAUCAGCGCUGGGAUACGCUUUGUAUGCAAGACAUCUCAAGGAAUCCGGGGACUAUGUACAUGCCAUGCGAUUUGCGGAGUUGGCAAAGGAGGUGUGCAAACGUUUUUCAGCGAACCGAAUUGUCAGCUACUUUGUCAUUGAAUACAUUGAUUGCUGGUGUCUCAAUCCUGCAUCAUGCUUGACCGCAUUGCAACACAACCAUAGGAUAGCGCUUUCGAAAGGAGAAGUCGAGGCGGCGUUUCUUCUCUCCUUUGCGGGAAACAAGUUGGCUUUUGAUCUAGGAUACCCCCUUCGAGCUGUCGAAAGGAGAGCAACAGAGAUUCUGGAUGAAGCAAAAUUGAACCAAAUGGCACUGUAUGCGGAUCGGGUGAAAUAUAACCGUGCUGUUGUGAGAUACCUCCUUGGAUUUGAGUCGCUACCAUUGGACUGGGAUAGCAUCGGAGGAGGCGACAUUGACUUUGACAACGAAUACUUGCUCAUGCCUUUCUACUAUAGCAGGUUGCAAAUUGGCUUUUAUUUUGGAAAUCUUGAGUUCGCUGAACGGAUGGCAACUCGCCUGGAUACAGUGCUUGUGGCUGACAAUGGGUUUACUGUCAUGUCGAACGCUCUAUUCUUCCCGGGCCUUGUUUUCUCUGGACUGGCGAGGCAGACAGGGAAACGCAAAUUUAUUGCACGUGCUAGGAUCUACCGUGACAAGAUGGAGACUUUGUUGAAAGCUGGUGCUGUGAACACGAAGAACAAGCUUCUCUUAAUGGAUGCAGAUAUCUUUGCAUGUUCAUCAAGGGCAAGUACACGUUCAAUACAAGCAAAGUACGACGAGGCCAUUUCUGUAGCAAUGAAAUCAGGUCUGACUCAUAUGGUUGCACUUGGAAGCGAACUUGCCGGUGAAUUCUUCUUGUCGAACAGACAGGAUGAAGAAGUGGCCCGAGAUUACUUCUCGCGGGCUGUAGAGGGAUACAGAUUAUGGGGCGCCAGGGCCAAAGUGGAAGAUCUGAACAAUCGCCAUGGAGAACUCAUCAGCCAUGCACAGGCAUCGGAGGCCAAGAGUACACUGACAUCAUCAUCAGAGUUGCAGAUGUGCGACAAUUCAAAAGAUCUGGAGCUGAUAUCAGUUCAUACAUCGCUCAACGAACUGCCAGGCUAA